This is a messenger RNA of Penicillium odoratum, 1560 nucleotides long. RefSeq lists its product as uncharacterized. NCBI's taxonomy places the organism in Eukaryota, Fungi, Ascomycota, Eurotiomycetes, Eurotiales, Aspergillaceae. Gene Ontology annotation, biological process: proteolysis. The record is from RefSeq and is a predicted model, not a curated record. The coding region runs from base 1 to 1560 and encodes 519 amino acids. Gene Ontology annotation, molecular function: serine-type carboxypeptidase activity. The transcript has 4 exons.
AUGCUUUUUCUACCCACUUUGGCCGCAGCUCUGCUGACGACCACGGUCGCUGCGCUGCAGAGCCCCCAUCGCAAGGCAGCAGUGCGGGAAACAGGAAAAUCUCUGCAAAAGAGAGAAGCAAUACGCGCAGUCACUUCUGACUUUCAAUACUUGAAUGAGAAGACGCAGAAAUUCCUCGUCAAUGGUACUCACUUUCCCCAAGUACCAUUCGAUAUAGGCGAAAGCUACUCUGGUCUCUUAUCCAACACCCCACAUGGCAAUUCGAGUUUGUUCUUCUGGUUUUUCCCUUCCACUAACCCAAUGGCCGACCGAGAAAUCACCAUCUGGCUAAACGGUGGUCCUGGCUGCAGCUCUUUGGAUGGGCUGCUUCAGGAAAAUGGCCCUUUUUUAUGGCAAUCUGGGACUUAUGCCCCGGUUCGUAAUCCAUAUUCGUGGUCGAAUCUAACAAAUCUCGUCUAUAUUGACCAGCCUGCGGGUACUGGUUUAUCGCCAGGCCCGGCCACCGUGCAAGACGAGAUUGAUGUUUCAAACCAAUUCAAUGAUUUCUGGAGGAGGUUUAUUCAAACUUUCAGCAUGCAGGGCUACAAGGUAUAUAUCACUGGAGAGAGCUAUGCCGGACAAUACAUUCCCUACCUAGCCGCGGGAAUGCUAGAUCAAAAUGAUACGACUCAUUUCAAUCUCAAGGGUAUUCAAAUUAACGACCCAUCCAUCAAUGAAGAUAGUGUGAUGAUCUAUGCCCCCGCGGUCGCGGCGUUGAAUUAUUUUGAUCGCGUUUUCGGUUUGAACGACACCUUCAUGGCAGAUAUCAACAAAAAGUCUGAAGCAUGUGGAUAUAACAAGUUCCUCGAUGAAGCUUUGACUUUCCCUCCGCCGAAGGACUUUCCCGUUGCCCCAAACCCCGAUGAAGAUGAUUGUGAUCUAUGGGACCAAAUUGUCAAGGCGGCAACCUAUGUGAACCCGUGCUUCAAUAUAUACCAUCUAACAGACUUCUGUCCUUUCCUGUGGGACCAAAUGGGCUUCCCCUCCUUGGCUGGUGGCCCGAACAAUUAUUUCAACCAGACUGCGGUCCAAAAGGCCCUCCAUGUCCCCAUCACCGAUUACUCUGUUUGCGGAGGCGACAUUUUUCCGAAUGGGGAUGGUUCGGUGCCAAGUGCUUUAGGUCCACUCCCAAGUGUUAUUGAACGUACCAAUAACGUGGUACUGGGCCAUGGGUGGUUUGACUACUUGUUGUUCAUGAACGGUAGCUUGGCCACCAUCCAAAAUAUGACAUGGAAUGGCCAGCAGGGGUUCCAACAUGCACCAACUGAGCCUCUUUUUGUGCCUUAUACCGAUGCCUUGGAUGCGGACGCAAAUGGCAAUGCAGAGUCUCCUUAUACUGCCGAUGCCGGCGCUGGGAUCUUGGGGACAGCUCACACAGAGCGUGGUCUUACGUUCUCCACAGUCUACGGUUCUGGGCACGAAAUCCCGCAAUAUGUUCCUGGUGCCGCUUACAGGCAGCUUGAGUUCUUGCUGGGUCGUAUCAAGAGCCUCCAGGAAAGAGGCUCUUAUACAACCCAGUAG